Penicillium diatomitis is the source of this 993-nucleotide messenger RNA. RefSeq names its product chitin synthase export chaperone. Gene Ontology annotation, biological process: protein folding. Gene Ontology annotation, cellular component: endoplasmic reticulum membrane. Lineage: Eukaryota; Fungi; Ascomycota; Eurotiomycetes; Eurotiales; Aspergillaceae. The transcript has 3 exons. Bases 1 to 993 code for a protein of 330 amino acids. The record is from RefSeq and is a predicted model, not a curated record.
AUGGGGUUCGGCGACUUCAACUCAAUAUGCGACAAGACCCCGUUGCCGCUGUGCCUGCUCGUAGGCCCAGCGUCGUCAAUCUCGGGGGCCACGGGCAUCGUCUCAAAUUGUUACGCGCGAAACAUUGAGGUUGCCAACACUGUCAUCUUCGAGGGUGCGGCCUCUUUCAUGCACAUCAUCGCCCUUGCAAUGACAGUGAUUAUGAUCCUGCACAUUCGAUCCAAAUUCACCGCUGUCGGCCGCAAGGAGAUUGUCACCUUCUUCUAUAUCUACUUGGCUCUCACCAUCUUCACACUUGUCAUCGAUGCAGGCGUGGUACCACCACGCAGUGGCCCAUUCCCCUAUUUUGUGGCAGUCCAAAGCGGCCUGACAUCCGCUCUCUGCGCCUGCCUGCUCGUCAACGGGUUCGUCGGAUUUCAGUUGUAUGAGGAUGGAACUACACUCUCUGUAUGGCUCGUGCGGAUCAGUUCCGCCGCCAUGUUCGCUCUCACCUUUGUCAUCGCCCUCAUGACGUUCAAAUCAUGGGGUGGACUAGGCCCCACCCAUACCAUGGGCUUAUUCAUCGUUCUCUACCUUCUCAACGCCAUUGCCGUCGCAAUCUAUGUUGUCAUGCAACUUCUUCUAGUCGCCAACACCCUCGAUGAUCGUUGGCCCUUGGGAAAUAUUGCCUUCGGUCUGUUGGUGUUUAUCAUUGGCCAGGUCUUGAUGUAUGCUUUCAGCGAUACGAUCUGCACCAACGUCCAGCACUAUCUGGAUGGAUUAUUCUUCGCCACUUUCUGCAACCUCCUGGCCGUGAUGAUGGUAUACAAGUUCUGGGACUCGAUCACAAAGGAAGAUCUAGAGUUCUCAGUGGGCGUCAAGCCUAACACGUGGGAAGUCAAAGAACUCCUUGCCGAGGAUGACCGACGCCAGACCAUGUACCAAGACACGAAUUCCGAGUAUGCUCCAAGCAUGUACCACCAGCGCCAAUCGGUAUACGGACACAAUUACUGA